This is a messenger RNA of Knipowitschia caucasica, 390 nucleotides long. Lineage: Eukaryota; Metazoa; Chordata; Actinopteri; Gobiiformes; Gobiidae. The record is from the annotation of a GenBank genome assembly.
AUGCUGAGUUUGCAGUUGAGGACAGGAGACAACGAGCUGAAAAAAGACGGCGUUUGUGGAUGCUUCUCGGGUUGCGUCGCCGCCGCAAGCCAUCGUGGGCCGCGUCUUGGAGCGCGGCCCACUCCCCUGCGCGAUCCAGGGGCCCACAACUUCAACCCAGGCGCAGGUUGGAGCUCGCUGCCCGGACAGCUGCCCGAUCCUUUUCCCUAUCGAGUUGAACUCGACUUGCCUGUCCCGCAGCGGCGAAACUGCUCUCCAACUCCCACCAAAAGGAGCACCGUGGACCAUCGCGCCUCAAGCCACCUCUGGGCUUCCCGGGACCGAUCCCCGCUCCCUGCUCCCGUGUGUGGGAAAGACUGGAGUGUGUGUGCGCCCGCUCGCCGUGCGUGA